This is a messenger RNA of Aspergillus niger, 1998 nucleotides long. RefSeq lists its product as uncharacterized. Lineage: Eukaryota; Fungi; Ascomycota; Eurotiomycetes; Eurotiales; Aspergillaceae. Gene Ontology annotation, biological process: positive regulation of transcription by RNA polymerase II; DNA-templated transcription. The coding region runs from base 1 to 1998 and encodes 665 amino acids. The record is from RefSeq and is a predicted model, not a curated record. Gene Ontology annotation, molecular function: DNA-binding transcription factor activity, RNA polymerase II-specific; zinc ion binding; DNA binding. The transcript has 2 exons.
AUGCCUGAGUCUAGGUCAUCCAAGCGUCAGCGCAUCGGUCGCGCCUGUGAUCAGUGUCGGCGUCGAAAGUCCAAAUGCGACGGUGACCAGCCAGUCUGCGCUAUUUGCCGCUCGGCGGGCAGGACCUGCACGUAUGAAAACAUCAGUCGACAUCGGGGAUUGCAAUCAGGAUAUGUUCGCAGUUUAGAGGUGGCUUUGGGGCUUUUCCUCGAGCGGUUCCCUCGCGAUGAGGAUGCCUUGCGACGCUUCCUGCGCGACCCUCAGUGCAAGAAGCAGCUACCGGCAAGUGACUUGGCGGAGCGUGGGCGACAAUCCAGGCUAGCCAAAUACGUGUAUCGAGUGCUGAAUAGAGACUCACAGGACGAGUCGAGUAGCGAGCUUGAAGACGAUACUGGUCUUGCACCACGGGGCUGCGACGUUGGUAACCAUGGGGAAGAGGAAGGAGAGCGCACUGCCCAGGCAAGAAGUGCCCCUGGCGAGCGGAUAUCUCAGGUUGUCUCGGUGGAAUAUCUCAAUCAGCCCAUCCCAGAUAAUACCAAUCAGCUUCUGCAGUUCUAUUUUACCCAUAUCCACAGCUGGUUUCCUAUCAUCGAGCGCCGGGACGUCCUCCGCGUCAUGCACACCCCUCCCGAUGCGUCAUGGUCGGCUCGAGACGCUGCCUGUCGUCUCGUGUUGUGGGCAAUCGUCGCCUAUUCAUUGGCAACGGACGACACACUAGGCCGCGGCAGUCAGGUCGAUCCAACACAAGUUGCUCAAUCUAUCAGAUCGCAAGUCCUGAGGGACAUUGACCGGCUGCAGCUUGGCCAUCUUCAAUCUCUGUUGAUCAUCACGCUUCUGUACUUGGGGGUGGGCCAUCUGCGUCUGCCAUGGGUACUGGUUGGCGAAGCCACCAGGAUGCUCGAGAUGCUUCCGGAAUCUGCCAGGUGCGCUCGCUACCUACACAUCCGGCAUGGAUGCAUCUUGAUCGACAAUCUUACCUCGGCAAUUCUGGAAAAAGCUCCCUGUGCCUCGCUUGAUGACCUGCGACAGUGUGCCUUAGUGAGCGAGGACGAUGUGGACGAAUGGGAGCUGUGGUCUAUGCUGCGACCUGACCAGGCUUCAGGAGGCAGUGUAGUCGCCAAAGGCCCCUUGCGAGCUCUAAGCACCCUCAACCUUAUCCACGAAGUGAUGCGAUUCCUUAGUCGGAUACUAUAUUAUCCUUCUGGGACGCUCCCCAUCCAGGAGCUUGUAGUGGAGCUACGGAACUUGCAAGCCCUUGUGACGGCCAGGCGGCCUUAUCGCGGUCUUGAAUUUGCGAGCCCUCCUCUCCUUACGUUACAUCUAACCACGGCCUUCGUGGUAUUUUCUCUCGCUCUGAAGCACAAGACGUUCGAUCCGGCCAUCAAGCCGCUGGCCAUGACCAGCUUGCGUCUUACUCUUGAGAUAUUGGAUGCAUAUACAGAAAUCACUGGGAUGGCGGGCUCGUCCCCGCUGCUUCGCUGCUUUUCCUUCCAGGCCUACCGGUGUCUACAGAGUGCUCCGAGCAUGUCAGGGCCGGGAAUGGAGCAGCUGAGCAGUCGACUGAUCCAUCAUAUGCAGCAGCUGAAGCGAAGCGGCGAGGGCGGUACUUCUUAUGAGGCGCUACGUUUUACCUGGUUGCCCCUAGGGAAUCACCUUGACUGGUCUUACUUACCAGUGCCACGACUCACUACUCAGCGGCCUUUGGUGCCUGAAGGCACUGUCUACGGUGGACCUGACUUGAACAUGGGGAAUAUGCCAAUAUCAGACCAAGUAAUGGCCAUGCCCGGCUUGUCCUCUACUUCUGGUGGUGUUAUGGAUGUUGGAAAUGAAAGACAGGCGCAGGAGACUGAAGACUUCGAUGCUCUCUUUGAGGAGAUGGUAGCAUCUAUUCCGCAAACUAGAAACGAGCCCACAUUUGCCGAGAAUUUGGGUUUCUAUGCAGGAAAUUUAGAUACAGACUUUCUGGCUCAGCUUCAACAUGUCCCAGACAAUAGUUGA